ACAGACAGGCCACCACGAGCAAGGUCUCCGAGCCUGCAGUUAUACUCUUUUGGAGGAGUAACGGGAGAGUCGAGUAGGAGGGACCACUUUCUUUUCCGCUCUUUGCUUGAAAAUUAUACCAAGGCUGUUUUUGGCUCGCUCUCUUUUGUCAUUGGUGUAGCUUUUUCUCUGAGGCUGACGGGAUAUCAAGAUGGCCGCGUCGUUUUGAACAAAUAUCUCAAUCUUAGUUAUAUUUUAUUUUGCCCUGACUGGGUAUUUAUAUAUUUUUUUCUUGUUACAGUCAAGCAGACACAAUUAUAUAAAUAGCCACAUCUUAAAUAAGGACUCCGAGAGCCAGCAGUUAAUGAUUCGUUACUAACAGAAAUAAUGCUGAUAUCUGGAACUCAUGUCGAACGUCUAUGAAGAGAGAGCAACAAUGAUAGCAGCAGGGGAAUUGCAGGAGUUUGUUCCAUUUGGUCGUGACCACUGCAAGAACCACCCUAAUGCCGUGAACCUUCAGCUCCGGCAGCUGCAGCCAGCCUCUGAGCUGUGGUCCUCCGAUGGAGCUGCAGGCUUAGUGGGUUCACUUAGAGAAGUUACACUCCAUGAGAAACAAAGGGAAAGCUGGCAGCUGAGAAAAGGCACUGGUGGUGACAUUGAGGAGGUGGAGUUUGAGGAAGAGUUGUAUGUGGCUGGGAAUAUGGUCAUAUGGACUCGAGGAAGCAAAAAUCAAGCAUCAUAUGUGUAUAAGGCUUUCACUGUGGAUAGUCCAGUGCUGCAGGCUGUGUGGUGCAAUUUUAGUGUUCCUCAAAAUAAAGAAGUGGAAACAGAGAUUAUAGAAACAGUGUGCAUUGUUCAGAACACCUGUGUAAAUAUUCACAGUGUGAAUGGGAAGGAUUUUAUUUCUCCAUUGCCCUUUCAGGUAGCAAGUGUGUGGCCAUCCAAAUUUGGCUUGUUAUUUGAACGUAGCAAUCCAGGAACUGACGUAACACAGAGUCCACCAAGAGAACCACUGCCAACGGUUUUCAGCAUGCUUCAUCCGCUGGAUGAAAUAGCACCAGUGUGCAAAUCAGCAGGUCUUUUUGAAGCUUUACGAGUACAGUAUGUUUCAGACAGUACUCUCAAGAUUGUUUUUAUCAGCUGUGAACCAUCAAUUGUCAUGACUUAUGAUACUGUGCAGAAUGUACACACUGUCUGGGCACUACGUGAAGUAAAACCUGAGGAGCAGGCCGUAGUUCUAAAGUACCCUGACCAGAUUGGAACUCCACAGAACAUGGCUGUUAACAGCUCAUUGACAGCUCACCUCAGGAAUGUCUCCAAAGAUUCUCCUGCAGCCUCCCCAUUUCAGAACUACUCUUCCCUUCACAGCCAGGGCAGGACAACCGCCUCUCCAGGACUACACUCUCGAUCUCACUCUCCUGCCAUCUCUAACAUGGCUGCGCUCAGCCGUUCGCAUUCCCCAGCCAUUGGGGUUCCUUCAUUCUCAGGAGUUCAGAGGUUCAACAUGUCUUACACCCCAUCUCCGAAGCGUUACAGUACCUCCCACUCCCCAAACAGCACUUUUAAUGACUCCCUCUUAGCAAAUGAGGCUGAACCAAUUGCACCUCGACUCUGCAUUGACCAUCUGUGGACAGAGACUAUUUCAAAUCACAGAGAACGGAAUUGCCAAGCAACAAAAGUAUUCAUUACCUCAGACCUCUGUGAACAGAAGUUUCUGUGCUUUUUAGUGGAAUCCCAGCAUCAGCUGAGAUGUGUAAAAUUCCUAGAAAGCAAUGACCUGUCUCAGUUGAUUUUUUUAUCCGUCACCACUAUUUCAGCUAGGGAUGCAGCACCAAUAGAGGGCAUAGAUGCCAUGCUGGUUUUGGAAGUCAAUGGUAGCCUGGUUUUGUACACUGGAGUUGCUCGGGUGGGCAAGGUUUUUAUUCCAGGACUACCUGCUCCAUCUCUGAACCGGUCCACUCCUAUGCCACGACCCAGCACUCCCCUUGACAGUAUCAGCACUCCAGCAAGGCCUGUAAGUAGGCAUGCACAUCAUCUGGAUGAGGUUGUGAUGCUGUCACCUGUGUCUGAGUUAAGAGGGUCUACAAAGUUUAAUGAAUCCUCCUUAAUAGAAGACUGUACUGUCCAACUAUAUGGAACCUAUAUUCAUGCCAUGAGAGACCCUGUUCAUAACCGAGUUACUUUGGAAAUGAGUAAUGGUUCUAUGCUUAGGAUAAGCAUUCCUGAAAUUGCUAGCUCAGAAUUGGUAAGAAAAUGUUUGCUUGCAAUCAAAUAUAUCCUCCCGAAGGAAAUUGCUGUAAAAGUGCUGAUUAAAUGGUAUAACAUCCACAAUGCACCUGGGGGACCCAGCUGUCAUUCAGAGUGGAAUGUGUUUGUGACCUGCUUAAUGACGUUGAUGGGCUACAGCACCGACCGAUUAGGCUGGACACGCAAUCUCGAUUUAGAAGGCUCUCUCUCUCCAGUCAUUGCUCCAAAAAAGGCCAGGCCAUCAGAGAUGGGCUCCGAUGAUGACUGGGAGUACCUAGUGAGUUCUGAAUACCACCGGCAGGUAGACUCUCAUGUAUUGGCUAGUGCCUUGAAUUUAGAUUCUGUUGAGCCAUUGCCCCCAAAUGAAGAACUUUCAUCCCAGCUCAGCCUUGACCAUUCAGCACCUCUUUUCUGCCACAUUCCUGCUGUGUUCUAUGUUCUGCACUUAGUCUACGAAGAACUUAAACUGGACAACUUAAUGAGAGAUGGCACUCGCUCCCUUGUAAUUCUUUUACUGCAAAUGGCAAGGGAUCUACAGUUUGAAGAAUAUAUUGAUUUUUACUGGCGGGAUUACCCCUCAUUUUUUAAAACCAGUAAACAAUCUUGCAUAAUUGACCAAGCUCAAAUUGGGCAUAUGAACCAGCCGUCUUUCUUCACUGUAGAGCCUCCCUGUGUCUUCCAGUGGCUAAGUUGUUGUCUUAAAGGAGGGGGAGUACUGCCAUUCCCAUAUUUACCUGGCAUAUGUGAAAGAACUAAACUAGUAGUUCUGAGCUUUGCUUUGUAUAUUCUUGGUGAUGACAAUGCUGUUUCCAGUGAUAUUUCAAAAUAUCUGGUUAAAAUCUCAGCAGGACAAAAGAAACAGGUGAAUGAACAAGACAGUAAAAGGUUGAGUAUAAUAAAGCCCUCUGUGUUAAAUUCGAGUAUUGCAGAAAAACUUGUCAUCUGGCUAACAAAUACAGGUUUUACUCUAAAGGACUUGGAGUCUGUUCCUUUUGGAGCAGCCCUCCCUAUCAGGGAUGCAAUCUAUCAGUGCCGCAAACAGCCUUCAUCUGAUUGGUCUGAAGCUGUAUGCUUGCUGAUUGGACGCCAGGACCUCACCAAACAAGCUCAUGAAGUUACCUUGGCAAAAGCAAAAGCUACUAUUGGCCAGAUGAUAACCUCAGAUAUGCCGCCAGCAAACGAAGCAGAAGAGGAAGAUGACGGGAUGAAUGAUAUGAAUCAGGAAGUCAUGUCACUGAUCUGGAGCAAAGACUUGCGUGUACAGGAAGUUAGGCGGCUGCUUCAGAGCGCACACUCUGUGCGGGUGAAUGUGGUCCAUUUGCCUGAAUUCAAUGACCAUGAGUACAUAGAAGAGAAAGAGAACAAAUUGUUACAGCUAUGCCAGCGCACCAUGUCUCUUCCCGUAGGAAGAGGGAUGUUUACAUUGUUCUCCUAUCAUCCUGUGCCAACUGAACCGCUGCCAGUUCCCAAACUUAAUCUGACUGGACGGGCCCCUCCCAGAAACACAACAGUAGAUUUAAACAGUGGAAACAUUGAUGUUCCACCAAACAUGGCCAGCUGGUCCAGCUUCCACAAUGGCGUGGCUGCAGGAUUGAAGAUUGCUCCCGCUUCUCAGAUUGACUCUGCAUGGAUAGCUUACAACAAGCCCAAGAAUGCAGAACUUGCUAAUGAGUAUGCUGGCUUCCUGAUGGCUCUAGGGCUCAAUGGACAUCUUACAAAGUUAGCAACAUUGAACAUACACGACUACCUCACCAAGGGUCAUGAGAUGACAAGUAUUGGUCUGUUACUUGGUGUUUCUGCUGCCAAGUUAGGGACUAUGGACAUGUCCAUCACCCGUCUUCUAAGCAUCCACAUUCCUGCCUUGUUGCCACCCACUUCAACUGAGCUAGAUGUCCCUCACAAUGUGCAAGUGGCUGCUGUGGUAGGAAUUGGGCUGGUAUACCAGGGAACAAGUCAUCGCCAUAACGCUGAGGUUCUCCUUGCAGAAAUCGGCCGUCCCCCAGGUCCUGAAAUGGAAUACUGUACGGACAGGGAAUCCUACUCUCUGGCAGCUGGUUUAGCUCUUGGCAUGGUCUGUCUUGGGCAUGGAAGUAACCUAAUUGGAAUGUCUGACCUGAAUGUGCCAGAACAGUUGUACCAGUAUAUGGUUGGCGGACACAGGCGUUCCCAGGCUGGAAUAAACAGAGAAAAACAUAAGUCACCCAGUUACCAGAUCAAGGAGGGAGACACUAUAAAUGUGGAUGUUACGUGCCCUGGUGCAACUCUAGCUUUGGCUAUGAUCUACCUUAAAACAAAUAACAGGUCUAUUGCUGAUUGGCUUAGGGCACCAGACACUAUGUUUUUGCUGGACUUCAUUAAACCUGAAUUUCUCCUGUUGAGGACAUUGGCAAGGUGCCUUAUCAUGUGGGAGGAGAUCCUUCCCAAUGCCCAGUGGAUCAACAGUAAUGUUCCCCAAAUUAUUCGAGAGAACAGUGUAUCCCUUCAGUCACAAGAAGUAUCAGCCUCAGAGGACCUAAAUAUGGAAACACUGGCUCAAGCCCACAUAUACAUAAUUGCUGGCGCCUGCAUGGCUGUAGGGUUUCGAUUUGCUGGCACUGCUAAUUCAGAUGCAUUUAACUGUUUGUACAAGUUUGCAAGAAACUUUAUGCAGUGUUUACCGGCUUCUACUGCUGUGAUAAUGGGUCAUUACAACCUGGAGACAUGCCUCAGCAUUGUGCUUUUGUCACUCUCCAUGGUGAUGGCCGGUUCUGGGAACUUGAAAGUCCUCCAGCUUUGCCGCUUCAUGCACAAGAAGACAGGCGGAGAGCUGAACUAUGGGUUCCACAUGGCUCACCACAUGGCACUGGGGCUUCUCUUCCUGGGGGGUGGAAGGUAUACACUGAGCACUUCAAACUCUGCAAUUGCUGCCCUUCUGUGUGCUCUGUAUCCUCAUUUUCCAUCUCACAGCACUGACAACAGGUAUCACCUUCAAGCUCUGCGGCAUCUCUAUGUGCUGGCUGCAGAGCCCCGCCUCCUGGUUCCUGUUGAUGUAGAUACAAGUACCCCAUGCUAUGCACUGCUAGAAGUCACAUACAAGGGAAGUCAGUGGUAUGAAGAAACUACAGUUGAACUUAUGGCUCCUACCCUGCUACCUGAACUUGAUUUAUUAAAGCAGAUCAAAGUUAAAGGACCAAGGUACUGGGAGUUGACCAUAGAUCUUAACAAAGGAACCCAGCAUUUGCAAUCAAUUCUUUCCAGAGAUGGCAUCCUAUAUGUUAAACUGAGAGCAGGAAAGGUUUCGUACAAAGAAGAUCCGACGGGUUGGCAGAGUCUUUUGGCACAGACUGUAAAUCAUAGGAGUCCUGAGGUUCGCGGUUUUAAGCCUGAAGCAAUUAAAACGUUUACUUCUGAUGCUGCCCUGGUAUCAUUUGCAGAGUGUUUUUGCAAGCCUGCUAAAAACUUAGCACAUAAACAAGAUGUCUUGUCAUUAUUCACAUCUAUCCUCUAUGAGUGUGUUACCCAAGAGAAUCCAGAAAUCCUGCCAACUUACAUGGCCAUAGACCAGGCUGUUAGAAGACUGGAAAGAAAGGAGAUGUCCGAGACCUUUGAACUUUGGCAGAUAAAGCUAGUUUUAGACUUCAGCAGCUCCAAGAUUCUGCAGGAGAGACUGAGACAAACACCGGGUGAAGGACUUCUAAUGAACUCAGAAUUUCUUCCAGUAAUGAAGUGUUCAUCUGAUAACUCUCUGGAUCAGUGGCUUUAUGCCUAUGGAGAUGUCCUCAAGUCUUACCUGACUGGCCAACCUUACGAAGAGGCACAUAUGAAUAUGUUGGCUUGCUUUCUCGUUUACCAUUCAAUCCCUACACGUGGGAAAAUUAUGGGAGUUGGCAUGGAAGGUGCUACAUCCUUCUCGGACUUAUUGAAGUUUACUCGACUUGGAGUGCCUGUACGAGCAUUGCUGCGCCUAGCACCAGUACUUCUCUAAACCAGCAGUCUGUCAGUCCAUUUUUCAUGACGCAAGGAGGUGCUGUCGGAACUUUUAAUCAAAUGGCUAUCAAACUAUGUGUAUUUCAGACAUUUUACAGCUGCACUUGACUAAUUACUUCUUAAUUCAUAACCCUUAUUAGAUAGCUAUGACAUUCUUUUGAAAAUAGUUUCUUACCAGACAUUAUAAAUAAACUUUGCAUAUGUUUGUAUGUGCAUCUUUUGUCACUGUGGAGAUGUGAAGCUGUUAAAUAAAGGGAAAUACAUUGA
Molecule: messenger RNA, 6459 nt
Organism: Polyodon spathula (Mississippi paddlefish)
Lineage: Eukaryota; Metazoa; Chordata; Actinopteri; Acipenseriformes; Polyodontidae
Gene: anapc1
Product: anaphase promoting complex subunit 1
Exons: 48
Coding region: 386-6190 (1934 amino acids)
Biological process (GO): anaphase-promoting complex-dependent catabolic process; protein K11-linked ubiquitination; metaphase/anaphase transition of mitotic cell cycle
Cellular component (GO): anaphase-promoting complex
Molecular function (GO): molecular adaptor activity
Source: RefSeq, a predicted model, not a curated record